Messenger RNA from Epinephelus moara (kelp grouper), 2669 nucleotides. RefSeq lists its product as uncharacterized. The coding region runs from base 241 to 1980 and encodes 579 amino acids. The transcript has 11 exons. The record is from RefSeq and is a predicted model, not a curated record. NCBI's taxonomy places the organism in Eukaryota, Metazoa, Chordata, Actinopteri, Perciformes, Serranidae. Gene Ontology annotation, molecular function: oxidoreductase activity.
GCGCGUAGCAGGAAGUAGCAGUUGUAAACAUUCAUCGCCUGGAGAGGUAUCAGAAGAAGGGUUACGUUUGUCUUUUUGUGUACGUGACUUUCUGUUCACUCACACUUUUUCUUCAUUACGUCAGGUCUUUACCCAUUUAUGCUCCUCCCCCUUAAAAGAAUUCACCUCAAAGGGCCCAAAAGUGUUGGGUAGACCAACUAGUCCAGCAGAGUAUACAGAAAAUAAGUGCCUUCAGAGCAGAUGUCUUCGUCCCCCACUAACCCUUCUGUCCUCCUACAUACGGGGGUUCAGAUGCCCAUUCUGGGUUUGGGGAUGUACAAGUUAGUGGGUCCUGGAGAUGUCUACCGGGCUGUGGACGCAGCGCUGGAUGCUGGUUAUCGGGCCUUCGACAGUGCAGCUGUCUACCGCAAUGAAGCUGACCUGGGCCGAGCCCUGAAGGAGCUCCUGCCCAAACAUGGCUUAACCAGAGAGGAUGUGUUCAUAACCAGUAAGCUGGGCCCCAAGGAUCAGGGUGACAGAGCCAUGGAAGGAGCCCUUCACAGCCUGUCUCAGCUGGACUUGGGUUACAUUGACCUCUACCUGAUCCACUGGCCUGGCACACAGGGUCUGGUAGUGGGUGACCAACGCAACCCAGGCAAUCGAGCUCAGAGUUGGGUCACACUGGAGGAGCUGCAUGCUCAGGGGAAGCUGAAGGCCAUAGGAGUGUCCAACUACACACCAGCACACAUGAGAGAACUGAUACAGAGCUGCAAAAUCCCUCCUGCAGUGCUCCAGGUGGAGUUUCACCCAAGGCUGUGCCAGACAGAGCUGAGGAGUGUUUGUAAGGAGUAUGGAGUGUGUUUCCAAGCGUACUCCUCCUUAGGGCAAGGAGACCUGGUCACUGACCCUGUGGUCAUGGAGGUGGCAAAGAACUGUGAUCGCACACCUGCACAGGUCCUGUUGCGCUGGGCUGUGCAGCAGGGCGUCCCAGUGCUGCCCAAGUCGUCCAAUCCAGACAGAAUAAAGGACAAUGCCAGGCUUUUUGAUUUCACACUGAGUGACACAGACAUGGACAGACUUUCAGCUUUGGACUGUGAACACAAGUAUUGCUGGGAUCCAUCAGCAAUGAUGUCUUCGUCCCCCACUACCCCUACUGUCCUCCUAAAUACGGGGGUUCAGAUGCCCAUCCUGGGUUUGGGGACCUACAAGUUAGUGGGUCCUGAAGACGUCUACCGGGCUGUGGAUGCAGCGCUGGUUGCUGGUUAUCGGGCCUUUGACAGUGCAGCCAUUUAUGAGAAUGAAGGUGACCUGGGCCGAGCCCUGAAGGAGCUCCUGCCCAAACAUGGCUUAACCAGAGAGGAUGUGUUUAUCACCAGUAAACUGGGCUCAAUGGAUCAAGGUGACAGAGCCAUGGAAGGAGCCCUUCACAGCCUGUCUCAGCUGGACUUGGGUUACAUUGACCUCUACCUGAUCCACUGGCCUGGCACAAGAGGUCUGGAUGUGGCUGACCAACGCAACCAAAGCAAUCGAGCUCAGAGUUGGGUCACACUGGAGGAGCUGCAUGCUCAGGGGAAGCUGAAGGCCAUAGGAGUGUCCAACUACACACCAGCAUACAUGAAAGAACUGAUAGAGAGCUGCAAAAUCCCUCCUGCAGUGCUCCAGGUGGAGUUUCACCCAAGGCUGUGCCAGACAGAGCUGAGGAGUGUGUGUAAGGAGUAUGGAGUGUGUUUCCAAGCGUACUCCUCCUUAGGGAAAGGAGACCUGGUCAGUGACCCUGUGGUCAUGGAGGUGGCAAAGAACUGUGAUCGCACACCUGCACAGGUCCUGUUGCGCUGGGCUGUGCAGCAGGGCGUCCCAGUGCUGCCCAAGUCGUCCAAUCCAGACAGAAUAAAGGACAAUGCCAGGCUUUUUGACUUCACACUGAGUGACACAGACAUGGACAGACUGUCAGCUUUGGACUGUGGGCGAAAGUACUGCCGGGAUGCAUCAAACGUGGUUUGAUAGACCACAAGUUGUCUUCCAUGAUGCCUCUUUAAUGCUGCUGUUCUUCAUCUCUGACUGGCAGUGAUGCAGCGGUGGGAAAACACCACCAGAAAACGUGGGAAUUUGGAGUUUAGAUAAAUGUUUUCGAUAAAUGUAUGUUAAUCAGUAUUUUAGAAUCCAAGUAACAUUUGCCAAUACAUUGUCUUGUCUAUUGUGACACAUGUGCCAUUAAUACCAAGAGCCCUCAGGCAUCACACCUAUAGGUUAGUGCCUACUGACCAAAACAAUGUUUGCUGUUGUUAACACAUCUGACAAUGUUCCAUAUUGAAAGUAAUAUUAUGUCUUUUGUGUUCUAGCUUUUCCAUUUAACUUGUCUAUGAAUUGUGACAUUUUCAAAGUGUCCUUCAUACUGGAGAACUUUUAAGAAUGACAUAAGAAACUCACUUCAAAACCACUCUUAAAAUUAUUUAUUCAGAAACAGCAUAUAUCAGAAGUUUCACAGCUGUAGAGAAAAUUUACAAAAGUCAUUAAAAAGUGAAAAGGAAUCCAACAAAAAAGACAGAUAUAUUAGAAUUCAAUUUUCUCCACACACAUCUCCAGAUUCAAGUAAUACCAAGGUAUGGUUGCAAAACUCCAGGUGCCCAGGCAGGUUUUUCUUCUGGGAUGUGUUCACUGUCAUAAAUGUUAAAAAAAAAAAAAAGGCAAAA